Messenger RNA from Prunus armeniaca (apricot), 666 nucleotides. The record is from the annotation of a GenBank genome assembly. NCBI's taxonomy places the organism in Eukaryota, Viridiplantae, Streptophyta, Magnoliopsida, Rosales, Rosaceae.
AUGGAAGUGAACAGAGGAAAUCGCGAUGAGAGGAGGCCACAACGAACAAGUGUGGAAACAAUCGAGUGGACGCUGGAGCACCACAAGCAAUUCGUGGACACCAUGAUCCGAUUACAAUUGGAUGAUCUCAGAAUCCGUACAGCCAGGCGGACGAUCCUGAUUGUGGAGCUCAUGAACAACGAGGCCUGGAGGCUUUUUCCGCGGUCAACUCUCUUGACCCACAUCUCCAACUUCAAGCGUUUCCAGAAAAUCCCUUCUCGCGGUUUUCAGAAAACUAGCGCUCAUAGUGCUUUGAUGAGAGACUUGGAACGGCUUAACAUUAACAAGAAGGAGGAGAAGGAGGACGACAUGUCGUUUUCAUGGAAACUGGAGCAUCAUAAGAAGUUUGUGGAGGCAGUGAUCCAGUUGGAGUUGGGCCGGGUAAAGGUAACCCCAAAGGGCAUUCUGAAGGUGAUGGACGAGAAGCACCGCCGGGGCCUCACUGUUCGAGCAGUGGCGAAGCAUCUCUUGGGAUUAAUGGUUUUACAGAAAAAGACUCAAAUAUCACAUGCUCAAACUAAAUUAUCACAUUCUCAAACUCAAUACUACGCCAAAUUGGAGGAGGUUAGAAGAAUGAAAGAAAUCACCCGCACGUUAUCUAAUGCAAAUAUCUCUCAAGUGAAGUGA